CACAGGUUUUAUGAAGCAGAUGUGGGGCGAUGUGUAGAAACGUGCCACGCCUCUGACACCAUCACAACCAAAGCUCUUCCUGAGAAGAUGUCCUAUGGUUCUUCUUCCUGUAACCCAACUGAGCUGACCAGCAGAAGUUAUCCCCUCUUUGGUGACUCAAAGUACAAGACCGCCAUUUCCAAGUGUGGCUAUCAACAUACCUCUGGCGGCUGCAGUCGCCAAGCUUUGUUCAAAUCCUUCUUUAACGGAACAUCAUACAGUCGUCGUCAUGAUACAGGUGUCUGCCUUGGCUCUUGUGGAAACAGUGGACAUACCUGCAAAGCCAUUGACAGCGUAAUGAUUGGCAUAAAAGGGCCAAAUGGAGAAGGGGAACUAACUGUUCGUGUUAUUAAGAAGUGUGGUUGCGUGAACCCAAUUUGCCACCGAGUUGCGUUUCGUGAAGUUUUCAAGAGGAAGACGGGUAAAGCGUGGAUCCAAGAGGAAAAAGACGUUGGAAUGUGCGUCGGUACUGGUUGCCCGAGGGACUGUAUUCGCUGUUUCUUCGGGAACAAGUAUUGUGACGAUCACUGCAUAGUUUAUCGCGAGAGAUCCUGUAUCGCUACUAACUACACCACAGAAUAUGUUCACACUGGCGAUCACGAAGCAAAAACGAUCCACACAAUAACUGAAUGUGGAUGCAGGUAGAGAAGAAGGGGAGGUCACUAUUUCAUUAUAUCCCUCGGAUUACGAUGUUGACGACAACUUCCUAAAAAUAGUUUGGGUAGAUUAAAGGUAGUACGAUGCAAAUAACUUGUUCUUUCUAUUUGUUUUGUUGUUUUUGUUUUGUUCUCUACCUUUUUGGUUCUUUUUGUAUCUGUAUAACAUGAAAACAAAACUGUCAAGAAUGUAGAAGAGACGGAAAUUCAACUUUUUUUCGUUUUGAGAGAGGUCGUACAUUUCAUCAAAUUUAACAAGGGUUUUAAUCCGGUAAAAUUUAGUACUUCUAGUGGAAAAAAAAAUUUACGUCAUAUCUAGAGAAUAUGUAUCCCCUGCAUUUUUGUCGCAACUAUUUUCAAAUACACAAGUUAAAAAAACUACUAUCAAAACGGUAUUAAAAAAAAAAACAGAAGGAACAAUUGAGUUAUUUGCAUUGCACUAUUUUAGUGAAAGUCUUGCUUAGAGUACAGAUUAAAAUCAAUUAUUUUAAAAUUAUAUUACCUUUCGUAGGAGAGUGGUUUUAAGCAAAGCAACAACGUAUUUUUUUCGGCUUUUUUUAUGUUAGUUUGUUUUUGUCAGCAUUUGUUUUCUUUAACACCAAAACAUUACAAUACAACUAAAUGUAAUAGAUGUAUUAAUGAAUUUUUGUCUAAAGAGGAGCGCAAAACAAGUAAUCUUUUCCAUUGCAUGUUUAAAUCUCUUUUUGUUUCUCGCCUUUGCUACUGCUUACUUCGUUUAAGUAUUUGUUUUCUUUUGGUUACCUUUUUUCUUGUGACGAAAGUCUCCACAGACUGCAUUUUGCGUCAGUUGUUGCUAUGUUUAAUAUGGAGAGGAAGUAGUAAAAAUAAUUUUUGACUUGUCUCGGGUCUUAUAGAACAUUUUCUGAGUAUUGAUACAUUUUAACGCUUCAUGAGAUUUUCAUCUUUUUUCAAAGUAGUUUCUAGAUCUCAAGCGAAUGAGUUUUUCAAAUUACCCCUGAAUUUUUUAAGAGUUUGUUGAGGUUUUUUUUAGCCAGCUUCAUUGUAAGGAAUAUCGUACUGAACUUGGUUUGAAAGUUGAAGUAAUUAUUGUCUAGACUGUGUUAACUGAUUACAAUGCAGGUUAAAUAAAGCAAGACAACGAACAUUCCAAAGA
Molecule: messenger RNA, 1830 nt
Organism: Stylophora pistillata
Lineage: Eukaryota; Metazoa; Cnidaria; Anthozoa; Scleractinia; Pocilloporidae
Source: RefSeq, a predicted model, not a curated record